AUGUCCACAGAUGCACAACAGUGGGUAGAGUCAUGUGAAACGUGUGCUGUAAACGGCAAACCCGAGCGGCCACCCCCAAUGCAGCGCGCAUUCGCGCCAAAUGCUGUAUGGGAAACAAUUGCCCUUGACUUCAAUGGGCCAUAUGUCCGAUUCGGUGGUAUUUCGAUUUUGGUAAUCGUUGAUUAUAGGUCAAGAUACCUUAUCGCACAACCCGUGAAGUCAACGGGCUUUGAGCACACGCGAAAGGUAUUGGAGCAAGUUUUUGACCGUGAGGGCAUACCGAAAUUCAUAAAAACCGACAAUGGUCCACCAUUCAACAGCGAUGACUACAGGUCCUAUUGUACAGAACGCGGCAUCACUCCACUGUUUUCUACGCCACUUUUCCCCCAGCAGAACGGCCUUGUUGAAGGGUACAUGAAGCUGAUCAACAAGGCGAUG
Molecule: messenger RNA, 438 nt
Organism: Armigeres subalbatus
Lineage: Eukaryota; Metazoa; Arthropoda; Insecta; Diptera; Culicidae
Exons: 1
Biological process (GO): DNA integration
Molecular function (GO): nucleic acid binding
Source: RefSeq, a predicted model, not a curated record